GACGUAAGCGGAAGUGACGCCCCCUGCACGCCUCGCUGCUUGCCUGACUCGACCCUCCGCCUCCCGCGCCCCUCCUUCCCUACCGACCAAACUCGAGCGACGUGUCGGCUGUGCAGCGACGGACGCGAUGGAGGACGCGACCCACGCCGAGGCCGAGGACGAGGACCGUUUUGAGGACGCCUACGACCGCAUUCCCGCCGCACGUCACAUGGACCUGCAGGCGGCCAUCCGGGAGACUCAGUGCGCCUUGAACUUGGUCCUCAACAACAAGUUCUCCGAAGCCCUGGAGCUCCUGAAGCCAUGGUGGCGCGACAGCAUGUACCACGCCUUGGGUUACAGCAGCAUCUUGGUGCUGCAGGCCGCCAUGACCUUUGAGCACACAGACAUCCAGGUUGCCAUGGCGACCAUCAAGGAGGCCUUGCACACCUGCCAGAGGUUUCGCAAGAAGAACUCGGUGGUGGGGUCGCUGUCCAGUCUGAUCAGCGGGCCGGCCAACCUUCGGGAAGAGGAGAUGCACGCCGAGCUGUGCUACGCCGAGUGCUUGCUGCAGAAAGCCACGCUGACCUUUGUGCAGGACGAGAACAUGAUCAGCUUCAUCAAAGGAGCCCUGAAAAUCAGAAGCAGCUACCAAAUCUACAAGGACUGCCACAACGUGCUGGACGCGGCGCACGACCGGAGCAGCCAGUCGGACUCGCGGAGGCAGUUUGAGGGCGGAGUCAAGCUGGGCGUCGGCUCCUUCAACUUGAUGCUGUCCCUCCUCCCGCAGAGGAUCCUCAGGCUGCUGGAGUUCAUCGGCUUCUCCGGAAACCGGGAGUUUGGCUUGUCCCAGCUGCGGGAGGGAACGCGCGGCUCCAGUUUGCGCUCCAUCUUGUGCACCUUGACGCUGCUCUUCUACCACACCUACGUCACACUGGUGCUGGGAAGCGGCGAGGGCGACCUGGCGGAAGCCCAAGCCCUGCUGGAGCCGUACCUUCACAAGUAUCCCCAAGGCGCCAUCAUCCGCUUCUACUCGGCCCGGCUGGCCACGCUGCGGGGACACUUUGAAGAGGCGUGCUCGGGCUACCAGGAGUGUGUGAGCAGCCAGCAGGAGUGGAAGCAGAUCCACCACCUGUGCUACUGGGAGCUCAUGUGGACGCACUCGUACCAGCAGGAUUGGCCGCAGGCGUACCGCUACGCCGAGCUGCUGUGUCGCGAGAGCCGCUGGUCCAAGGCCAUCUACGUGUACCAGAAGGCCGCCAUCCUCAGCAUGAUGUCGGAGGAGGACGUGAAGAAGACGGGCCAAGACGUGGCGGAGCUCUUCAGGCAGGUGGAAGGGCUCAAGCAGCGGCUGGCCGGCAAGUCCAUCCCCACCGAGAAGUUUGCCGUGCGCAAAGCUCGCCGCUACAAGGCCGGCGCCCCCGUGCCGCUGGUGCUGCCGGCUCUGGAAAUGAUGUACGUCUGGAGCGGCUUCACCAUCGUAGCCAAGCGAGCCGACUGCACCGAGGCGCUGCUGGUGACCAUCGAGGCGGCCGAGGAGCGGCUCGCCCGCGACCCCCAGCCAUCCGAGUUCCACGUGGACGACGGCUGUCUGGUGCAGAUGCUGAAGGGUCUUUGUCUCAAGCACGCGGGACGCCUGUUGCAGGCCGAGCUCUGCUUCACGCACGUCCUGUCCAGUGAAAAUCGCAUCCGUUAUGAUCACUACCUGGUCCCCUUCACACUGUACGAGUUGGGCCUCCUCUACCGACAGCAGGGUGACGACGCCAAGGCCGCCGCCUUCAUGGAAAAUGCCAAGAGCAACUACAAGGACUACUCCAUGGAGUCCAGACUGCACUUUCGCAUUCACGCGGCCCUCAGCAGCUUCAAAAGUUCGCCCGCUGCCACCCCGUACUAGCCAGCGCCUCCUCCAGCCAAGCCUGCUUUUUUCUUUUCUUUUCUUUUUUUUUUUUCCCCCGCCCCCCCAGGCUGUGCAAAAGGCCCUUUUGGAAGAGCUAUUGUUUCAAAUUGUCUUUUGGGGGCGGGGGUGGGGGGGGGUGUUCACAUGCCCCAACAAUUUUUGCAAUUAUGGUGAAAAUGUAUUUACCGGUACUUUGGUGGUCCCAGCCAUGACCCCCCCCCCCCCACCUCAAAAGCAUGUCCUGGAAAGUUAGAACAAAUUUACCAAAAUGACCUGAAAUUUGGCGGACGCGCCCCCCAAAGUAGAACACACAAGAACCAGGAAAUGAGGCAUUUUGGGUGCUUUCCAAGAGAAAGUUUUCUGGAAUUCUUAUUUUUGUGGCGAGGAGGAGGGGGGGGGGGCAGUCCCAGGUCAGCAUUUUCACCUAUUGGCAACAUUUGGAGUACACGUUUGCCUGCCUCAAGUCUCCAUCCCUGAAACCAAACACUAAAGUUUUGGGUCCGCACGGCCUGAAUUCUGGGACCGCCGCUCGGACCAAGUCGGACCGAAGAAUUUGUCCCAAUGAGCCCCCGCUCGGCACCGGUCGGCCCUUUUGAUGAGCUGCCUUGAAUAGCGCAAGGUUUGAUUUGCCUUCGGCUGCCGAGCAAAGCGACCGCACGCCGCUCGGCUACCGCAAAGACGUUUUCUCCUACCUCUUUCUUUAGUUCCGAUUUGGCGCCUUUGCCUACUUCUUCGCGUCGACAAGUUGGGAGGACAAUCCGGCGCACGACACUCAUGAAGAUAGCAGGAAACAAAUGUGCACUUAUGCGAAUUGACGCGCUCCGCACUCCGGCCAGCUUCGACGGCGACAAACACUCCAACUGAGCUGUUAGCGUGCUACAAAACAAACUCCUCCUCAGACAAGCAGCUGAUGCCACGCGGCAAGACGAAAGAACGGCGCGCGACGUCUACGUUGUGACGUCAACGCGCGGACUUUGGUCCCGCUCGUUUUCGUGCGCAAAAGCGUCUGGAAAGAGCGCUCGCAAGCGCCAUUCUUAAAUGAGGCCUGCUCCAGGCGUGUCACUUUUCUGUUUUUAUUUGGUGUCGUCAUUCACCAAACUGCCUUGACGGGAUUUUCUUAAAUAUUUGUGUCCUCGCAACGAGGGGACGGAACCUCUCGUCGGCUUCAAACCAAACCUGGCGGCAAGCUGAGCUCCUCCGAUGCAAAAAGUCGGCGUGGCGAAGCGCGCCAGCGGGCAAGUUGCAAGACUCCCAAGUCGGAUGCGGUCAACCGCUGCGAUGCAAGCUUUACUCUUUCUAUUUAUAUUGAAAUCUGCUUUUUGUUGAUUUGUAUUUGGCCUUGACUUGCUGUCGAGUCACGUUCUGCUGUCCGUGGAAGGAAAAAAAACCGAAUAAAUGCUUUGGUGAACGUC
Messenger RNA from Hippocampus zosterae (dwarf seahorse), 3285 nucleotides. RefSeq names its product tetratricopeptide repeat protein 39B. NCBI's taxonomy places the organism in Eukaryota, Metazoa, Chordata, Actinopteri, Syngnathiformes, Syngnathidae. Bases 128 to 1870 code for a protein of 580 amino acids. The transcript is spliced from 18 exons. The record is from RefSeq and is a predicted model, not a curated record. Gene Ontology annotation, molecular function: protein binding.